Molecule: messenger RNA, 2766 nt
Organism: Purpureocillium lilacinum
Lineage: Eukaryota; Fungi; Ascomycota; Sordariomycetes; Hypocreales; Ophiocordycipitaceae
Product: chitin synthase, class 2
Cellular component (GO): cell periphery; cell septum
Molecular function (GO): chitin synthase activity
Source: RefSeq, a predicted model, not a curated record
AUGCCGCCACCAGAUUCAACCUAUGUUCCUUUCGCCAGCAGGGAGCCGGGGACACCUCGCCGGCCCUGGACGCCGUCCACAAGGUCGCCUGAAUAUGCGAGACCCCCUGCGUCCACCGCCUCAUACGAGCCCUCGGACAUCAACGGCAGCCCCAGGCCGGGGACUCCGUCGUCCCGUUAUGGCGGCAGCCCACGGCGGCCUCUGCCACCCGCACCCCUCUUCUCAAACUCGGCGCGACACUCGGACGCUUUUGCCGACGACGCGACCGUGUCCAUUCCUCUCGACGGCGGCGAUGAUGUUUUCGGCCCGGGGUCGGACCUGAGCGAUUCUCGUCCCCUUCCAAUGGACCGCGACUCCUUCAUGUCCGCCUCCCAAGAGACACUGAGCGAGGAACCCGAUGCGUACGAAAAAUUCGAGCACUACGGCCCUGCGCCAGAUGGCGCGCAAGAGCGACGAGGCGUCCGAGCGCCUCAAAUGUCCAAGAAGGAGGUGCAGCUCAUCAACGGCGAGCUGGUCCUCGAGUGCAAGAUUCCCACCAUUCUCUACAGUUUCUUGCCCCGGCGAAGCGAAAUCGAGUUCACUCAUAUGAGGUACACGGCUGUCACCUGCGACCCUGACGACUUCGUUGAGAGAGGCUAUAAACUGCGCCAAAGCAUUGGCCGGACGACCAGAGAGACCGAGCUGUUCAUCUGCAUCACCAUGUACAACGAGGAUGAGUUCGACUUUACUCGCACCAUGCAUGCCGUUAUGAAGAACAUUGCCCACUUCUGCUCACGGUCUCGCUCACGUACGUGGGGUGAGAAUGGCUGGCAGAAGAUUGUUGUCUGCAUUAUCUCGGACGGCCGCGAAAAGAUCCACCCUCGCACGCUUGAUGCCCUUGCCGCUAUGGGCGUCUAUCAGCAUGGCAUCGCCAAGAACUACGUCAAUAACCGCGCUGUGCAGGCGCACGUGUACGAAUACACGACCCAGGUCUCCCUUGACUCGGAUCUCAAAUUCAAGGGGGCUGAGAAGGGCAUUGUCCCUUGCCAGAUGAUUUUCUGCCUCAAGGAGAAGAAUCAACGCAAGCUCAACUCGCAUCGGUGGUUUUUCAAUGCUUUCGGUAAGGCUCUCAAUCCCAAUGUCUGCAUUCUGCUGGACGUCGGGACGCGCCCCGGCGGCAAUUCGCUCUACCACCUGUGGAAGUCCUUCGAUACCGACUCCAACGUCGCCGGCGCUUGCGGAGAAAUCAAGGCAAUGAAGGGCAGGCUGGGAUCAAACUUGCUCAACCCCCUCGUGGCAUCCCAAAACUUCGAGUACAAGAUGUCCAACAUCCUAGACAAGCCACUGGAAUCUGUCUUUGGGUACAUUACCGUGUUGCCUGGUGCCCUCAGCGCGUACCGUUAUCAUGCUUUACAAAACGACGAGACGGGACACGGCCCGUUGAGCCAGUAUUUCAAGGGCGAAACCCUCCAUGGUCAGCACGCUGAUGUCUUCACUGCCAACAUGUAUCUUGCUGAAGAUCGCAUUCUAUGUUGGGAGCUGGUGGCUAAGCGAGGUGAGCGUUGGGUGCUCAAAUAUGUCAAGGGUUGUACUGGCGAGACGGACGUGCCUGAUUCCGUGCCCGAGUUCAUCUCGCAGCGUCGACGAUGGCUCAACGGCGCCUUUUUCGCUGCCGUCUAUUCCAUUGUCAAUGCUCGCCAGAUUCUCACGACGGAUCACACCAUUGCUCGCAAGGUUCUCCUCUUCGUCGAGUUCAUAUACCAGACCAUCCAGCUCUUGUUCACGUACUUCUCGCUCGCCAACUUCUAUCUCACCUUUUACUUCGUUGCCGGCGGCUUGACGGAUCCUCAGGUGGACCCCUUUGGCCACAACAUUGGAACCGUCUUCUUCACCAUCCUGCGAUAUACCUGUGUGCUGCUCAUCUCGACCCAGUUCAUCUUGUCCCUCGGCAAUCGACCACAGGGUGCACGGAAGCUGUACCUGGCGAGUAUGAUCAUUUAUAGCGUCAUCAUGGCCUACACCAUCUUUGCGGCUAUAUACAUUGUCACUCGACAGCUCAUAGCCAAGCGAGAUCAUGGCGAAGACCUGGUCAUUGGCAACAAUGUCUUCACGAACCUCAUCGUGUCCAUGGCAUCGACUGUGGGCUUGUACUUCCUCAUGUCCUUCCUGUAUCUGGACCCGUGGCACAUGGCAACGUCGUCACUGCAGUACUUCCUGCUGCUUCCCAGCUACAUCUGCACUUUGCAGGUUUACGCCUUCUGCAAUACACAUGACGUCACCUGGGGAACCAAGGGCGACAACGUCAUGAAGACGGAUCUCGGCGGCGCCGUCGGCAAAGGCCAAACGGUUGAACUGGAAAUGCCCAGCGAGCAGCUCGACAUUGACAGCGGCUACGACGAGGCGCUGCGAAAUCUGCGAGACCGCCUGGCCGUCCCCAGCCCGGGCAUCAGCGAGGCCCAGAUGCAAGAGGAUUACUACAAGAGUGUACGGACGUACAUGGUUGUGACGUGGAUGAUCGCCAACGGAAUUCUUGCCAUGGCCGUGUCCGAGAUUUACAGCAAUAAAGGCAUCGGCGACAACUUCUACCUGCGAUUUAUCCUGUGGAGCGUCGCUUCUCUCGCCGUAUUCCGCGCCCUUGGCUCGACCACCUUUGCCAUCAUCAAUGUUGUCAACAUCAUCGUGGAGGGCAGGAUACGCAUGAGAAUCAAGAUGCCGCAGUGGAUGGGUGGUGUGGGCAGUAAGCUGAGCGAGACGGUCAGCAGCGUGGGAAGCAGUCUCAAAAGCUGA